Pelobates fuscus (common spadefoot toad) is the source of this 1970-nucleotide messenger RNA. RefSeq names its product MINDY family member 4B (gene MINDY4B). Gene Ontology annotation, biological process: protein K48-linked deubiquitination. The transcript has 13 exons. The coding region runs from base 229 to 1569 and encodes 446 amino acids. Gene Ontology annotation, molecular function: cysteine-type deubiquitinase activity; K48-linked deubiquitinase activity. The record is from RefSeq and is a predicted model, not a curated record. NCBI's taxonomy places the organism in Eukaryota, Metazoa, Chordata, Amphibia, Anura, Pelobatidae.
AUGUGGCUUUAGCUCUGGUUUACCUUGAAUAAAGACGGUGUAUAAAAGAGAUCAAUGUGCCUAAAUAAGACAUAAAUUCAAUCACAGUAUAAAAUGAUUUACAAACAGAUGGAGAAUCGAACAGAACAGUGAAAUAACCUUACUUACACUGAUCUAGAGACUCGUACAGCACGAGCAAGAUUUCAUGCGGACAAUAUAUUUUCUGACGGACAUCAGAGUUUGCAACAGAUGGAGCUAGAGGAGAUUGAAAGCAAAAUAUCUGACCUUGAUAAAUGGCGAGCAAUAUUUAGCUCCCAGGGGCUGGAAGUCAAGAAAACGCCUGCUGAGGAUAAUCAGAAAGAUGGAGAUGGUGGUGGGGACAAAGCAGAAGAUUCAAGCAGCAAGAAGCAAAGUGCACUUCCAUUUAAUGUUCUCUAUUCAGUCCCACGGGAGCUAAUAAUACCAUCAGAUCUUGGUGGCCAGCCGAUUUCUAAAGAAACAGCAAUGGAGUUAAGAAGAAUACUUUUUGGAAACACAUUUUAUACAUUCAACUAUGAGUGGAAAAAAUCCUUCUUCAAAUUUCGGGAUCCGUAUUCAGACCUGGCCUAUACCCUGGAAGCAGAAAAAGGUGGAACCAGAGCUAUUCAGAUGGCGGUCCAGGCCCACAUCAUUAAAUUCCUGCUUUUCACAAAUAAUGGCGAUGAACACGGCUCUCUUCAGAGUUUAAAUGAGAUAGGCCCCAAACAGCAAGAAAGAGCCCUGGCCGUAUCUCUAACAAACAUUCUUUGGAUGACAGGAGAAGGUAAAAGAGCCACACUCUGCCUCAUCACCAACGAUUCCUACAUCACAGAGAGCAAGGACUACAAAACAGAUAACUUUACAGAACAACUUCAAUUAUUUGAAUUCAUGGAGAAAGAAAAACUGGAAAAAUUCCUUUCCGCCAAUAUACAUUGCUUCAGGAGCGAGGGGUGUCACGGUGUCAUAUUAUUCCUAUACAGCUUGCUUCUGUCUAGAACCUUCCAAAGACUUUGGGAAGAUCUAGAUUUUACAACAACUCAUCUCUUACACUUUAAUCUUGGAAAUCACACAGCUAGACAGGCUGUUGUAAACCUGAUGCUAACAGGACGAGCAAGUCCGCAUGUAUUUAAUGGGGACCAAACAGUGGAAGCGGAGAAUUUGGAGCAGAAGCAUGGCGUUCUCAUUCGCAGCGAUGUGGGCUAUUUACACUGGGUGAGGGAAGAAGAGGAGCUCGACAGACUUCCCCAGGUGGGAAGCAUGCUGAAAACACCCAGAUUUCCCAUAUGGCUUUGUAACAUUAAUGGGACGUACAGCGUACUUUUUGGCACAAAAAUGUCUCUUUUAUGUGACUGGAAAAUGGAACAUAUUUUUGAGCUUUAUUUCUACAGCGGGCAAUCUACACAGACAAAAACUGUACAUCUAACAAUAGACACACACUCACACCAUUGGGAAGGAAGAUAUAAAAGAGAUGAAGGUGACCCAGAAAAAAGAUUCCCCUCUGUUGAAAUGACGAUAAGAACCAAAUGGGAGGGAGCAGCUAUCAACUGGAAUGGCACGGUUCCAUUCUUUUAGAAAGAACCAGGCCCAGCAUAAUAAAAUAACAUCAUUUCUCACUAUCAGUGUGUUUGACAUACAGCAACGUUUAAAAACCUGGUUUCUGCUGGGCCAAAAGUGGAUUUCACGUUUACUUACAAAUUGUUUAUUUUCUUUUGCCACUUUGAAUAUAAACCUAGGUUUCUUCCAAGCACAAUUAUUUUCUUGUAUCAGAAACGUAACCUGGUGGAAAAUAUGGUCAUUAAAGUUCUCAAGAAAUGUUUUGCAAAUAAAAAUAUCCAGCAAAGAUGUGAAAAUUCUGCCAAACUGUGACAAUCAAUAGCUUUUAGUAUUUCACUGCACAUUAAGUACACUUACAGAGGAAAGUGAGACUUCCAUGUUAGUGUAUAACAUGGGUCAAGUGAAAAAUAUUGAUCUUA